CUCUUGUUAGUGUGGAUGUGGCGGGCGGCUGCUGCUUGACGCCUCACCAACUUUUAACUUUUCCUAAUAAUCUCCUUAAGUUGGCAGCGUCAGGGCCUACUGUCGCCUGUGGCCAUCAGGGAAUUUGUAACUGUUGGUGAAGUCUCUGCUGUGCUGGUGACGGGUAGUGACCGUGGUGGCGGCCCCUGUACGGGAGGGACAUGUUGUAACCAAGUGUCGCCGUCGGUGUGUUGGUCGUGAGUGUCGUGCCUCAAUUCCUGGUGAGAAUCUCUUAAUAAUUGUGUCAUCAGUUUGGUAUUAAGUCACCGUGUGGUUAUUGUGAGUGUUUGAAUCCUGGAUACAGAGAGAGAUAAAUAUCUGCCACGACGACGUUGUGUAGUGAAGAAAGAGCCGGAGAUCAGACGGCGAGGAGGUCGCCUGAGGGUGGUGUGAGCGUCAUGUCUGAGAAAAGUCAGCGAGGCCGCGGACCAGCAGGACAACACCUGCCUCCCAUCCCCCCUGAGACUAUGUCCAUGAACAUCCACCUCAACAUGCAGCACGCAGCCAUGCAGCAGACCAUGCGCAUGAUGAAUGUUCUUCAUUUGUUUUCUUUCCUAGGCAGCAACAACGAGGCCCAGACCUUCCUCUCUCGGGGAGGUCAGGUCAUCAUCAGGAUGAGGGGUCUCCCUUACGACUGCACGCCCAAGCAAGUGGUUGAGUUUUUUGAGUCCGGGGAAAAUGGCUGCCAGAUCCUGGAUAGCGAGGACGGGGUGCUGUUUGUGAGGAAGCCUGACGGGCGGGCCACAGGUGAUGCCUUCGUCCUCUUCAGCUCGGAGGAGGACAGCACCAAGGCCUUGGGCAAGCACAGGGAGAUCAUUGGCUCGCGUUACAUCGAACUCUUCCGUUCCACCACUGCUGAAGUCCAACAGGUGCUAAACCGAUCUAUGGACCCUCGGACCUAUGAGCAGCAACAACCUUUAAUAGCACAACUCCCUCAAGUGCCACUAUUGCCUCAACAAAUCAUCACUUCUGGAACCCGGAAGGAUUGUAUACGUCUCAGAGGUCUUCCCUUCGAGGCCCAGGUGGAGCACAUCCUUGAAUUCUUAGGAGAACUUGCCAAAAGCAUUGUUUACCAAGGAGUCCACAUGGUGUACAAUGCCCAUGGUCAACCAAGUGGUGAAGCAUUCAUCCAAAUGGAUAGUGAGCAUUCUGCAUUUAUGGCUGCUCAGCAGAGGCAUCAUCGCUACAUGGUCUUCGGAAAAAAGCAGCGUUAUAUAGAAGUAUUUCAGUGCUCUGGGGAAGAUAUGAAUAUGGUGCUGACUGGCGGCCUCCCUGCCCAACGACCCGUCGUGUCCCCGGGAGGCACUGUGAUUGCACCCCCCUUUGGUGCCUUCCCCCUGGGUCCUGCUCCUCCAGUUCUGAAUGCUGUUGGAGCUGUGACUCCCCGUCUGCCAACAUACCCAGGAGUGGCUUAUCCAACAAUGUUCUACUGGCCAUACCCAUCACCACCUGUAUCCCCAAGCUCUCCGUACUAUAGUUCUCCCCCUCACCUCACUACGCCUGCUACGCCACCACACCACACCAUUGUGAUGAGGUUGUCACCCUACGCAGCAGGAAACCGUAGUUAUAGCACCAGAGUGUAUGCCCAUUCAAGCAAAUGGUGACACCUCACGACACAAUGGUGAGGCUGUGGCGACCAUGUGAAACACCGGGAAGUCUUGUGUUAAUUGAAACGUCACACUAAAUACUGUUUAUUGCUUGAGCCUUUGUGUCACUGAAAUGAUAAAAGAUUAUCAUAAUUCAUUGAAACUAAGACUAUUUUAAAGAACAUCUUACAUUUGUUGUUCUUCCUAAGUGAGGAAGAUCUUGUGGUAAUGUGUGUGAAGUUAUUCAAGAAAAUAAGAUUGCUUCAUCUAGAUUCUAGAGACCAAAAGUGUUUAUGAGAAUGAAAAAUAUAAAUAAUUACUUAAGUUCAGUGUAUACAAUUAAAGCUGUCAUGAAGUGCUGAAAAAAGUAGCAUGGUUCAACAUUAUUAAUAUUUACAACAGAAUAAGUUUGUAGAAAGGGAAGGUUUAUUUGUCUUUCAUACCUUUUCCUGCUUAAUGCAGAAUGACCGAACACAAGAGCAAAUGUGCAUUCACAUUUUCCCUUUACACUUUGUCAUUAAUGUAUACUAAGAAUAACUUGACACUGAAUUGCAGAGGUACAGCAAGUGGUAUGUGAUGUAACAUAGUACUAUAUACAGUAAUAUCGUUCAUCUCUCAUGGUCCAUAAUCCUCGCAGGAGAUUAUAAUGCACAAGAAUUUAUACAUACAGGUACUGCCAGCUGUCCGAAUAUUCUUUAAUGAAAACCUCUUUAAUAUUAGUACUGUAUAUUGUUUAAUGACUGAUUUAUUUAGAAUGUUUAUAAUUGAUAUGAACUUAUGAAAUAGAAUUUUCUUUGCUUUUCUCUAGGUUGUGUAAUUGAUAAUUGUCCUUAGGUUAAGGAGCUUGUUGCAAGAGCCUGAUGGCUGCAACUCAUGUGACAACAAGUAUCACAAAGUCUUCCAGUAGUUAUUUUAAGUGAAUUUUAUGUAGGUACCUACAGGUGUCUACAAUAUGAGUUGACAGUAAAUAUUGUAGCAUACAUGCAUAUGCUAUUCUCCUUAUAGAUUUUAAGUUUUCUACCUUAAUUUUUACUUCUUUGUUACUCAUUGUGCAUUCCAAGUGCCUUAUUGAAGUUACAUGUUGUAUUGAGCAUUGCUAACUACAAACCGCCGUCAGUACCACAGUGUGAUGCCGUUGCCCCUCAGUUUUGUUUCAGAUAUCCUGCAAAGGACUGAGUUUCAUUAUAAUUAUUUAUCAGUCGGUUAGUAAGAGCAAAGAUAUGUACAAAAUGUCUCUUAAAUCUGCAGUGUCAAAGUACAGCUAACUGUUAUUAAUAGCAGAUGAAACUGUUUAGAAAUUCCUUGGUACUAAGAAGUCCUGAUUUAACAGGCAGUGAGAUUAAGAGAUUAUGUUAAGUCAUAGAUAUCAUAGCGAAGCUGUGCAGAUGGAGGAGUUAUGUUCUUUUUCACAAGGGUGGGUGGGCUGCCUAUAACUUUAUCUGUUGCUGUAGAGCUAAUAAUAUGAACUCAUAGUAAUGAAGAAGACAGUAGGAAGAUGGUUACUGGCAAAAUAAUGUCAUUUUACAGAACAGUAUUUAUUCAUCCUCUAUGACUUUGAACAAUACAGUACAGUACAGUACAGUACAUUCAAACCCUUUUAAUCCCAAGAAACUUUGUCAAUCUUUACAGGUGUUCCAUUAAGUGAACAAGAGUACAGUAAAUUAAAUCCCUUUUUAGAGUUUCACGUCCAAAAUUUUUGAAGGCAUAAGGCUCCGAAAAUGGAAUGAUUAUAAGUGGAGAAAAUGUGAUCUCUACCAAUAGUGCUGUUGCUGACCCACCCUUGCUGCCCAGCCCAGCCAGGUACAUGGAUUCCCUAUAAUUGUUCUGGCAUACUGUAAAUAGUGUUACCCAUUGGGUGCUUUCAUAUUAAAGUUACCAUAUCUAUAAUGAGGCAAAAAAUAGAAGUUGUGGAAGUUCUAUAGGAUUUUCCUUUGGCUUAAUGGAAUAGAUAAAAUUGAGCCACAGAUCUCCUAUUUUACAGAAGUAAUUACUGGUCUUGCCACAUUAUCAAUGAAACAAAUAUAAUGUUUCAUUUAUAGUUUUCUGUAUCAGCAUUUUUUUAAAGAUAUGCAGCAAUUUUCUCCUGAAUAAGCAUAUUUUUUUGCCCUUGUAUAAGAAAUUGGGGUUUAUUGCCUGCAUACCUUCUCUUCAUGUACUGCAGUACACUUGUCAUUUUGUUGAAAUUUUAGUUAUUUAUUAUUAUAUAUUUCUAUGAUUAUUAUAGUAUAAUUAUUAAGUAGCCCUUUAUGCCUGAAGACAGGGUGCUCCACACAACACAGUGAAGUGCUGUAGGUAAUUAGUUGUCAUGAUAAUUGUUAAGUAAGCUCCCCUUUUGAACUUCAUGGGAGUUAUAACUAUACUGUUAUAAAAUUAUUUAGUUUAAUAUUAUAGCUAUUAGUAGCCCUCACUUUUAGAGUAUAGGGCUUUCAACUUGCUAGUUGCAUUUUGAGUGCUGCAGUUCAUCAAUUUCUUGUUCUUCGUACCCUAGUCGUGACAGCGUGAGUAGUGAGCCGCAGCGGUGCUCAAGCCACUCUCAACCUAAUGCUCAGGAGCCACGUGCACCACACACCUAAAUACUUGACUUCAUAAUGGUACCCCUAUGUUGUAUUUCUCAGUUAUGCCAGGAAAUGUGUUUUUUCCAGUAAAGCCAUACUGUGCUGUACUCUUUAAUGUAACAUUUGCUGCAGUUUAUUUUCUUGUCAUUUACUGUGAAAUUUAUUCAUACUUAAUCACUCAAAAAAGGUUUGAGAGAUAUUCACACGCCCACACACAAAUCUACCCGACUGCAGCUUUUGACAAGUUG
Molecule: messenger RNA, 4428 nt
Organism: Homarus americanus (American lobster)
Lineage: Eukaryota; Metazoa; Arthropoda; Malacostraca; Decapoda; Nephropidae
Product: RNA-binding protein fusilli-like
Exons: 8
Coding region: 438-1643 (401 amino acids)
Biological process (GO): regulation of RNA splicing
Cellular component (GO): nucleoplasm; ribonucleoprotein complex
Molecular function (GO): mRNA binding
Source: RefSeq, a predicted model, not a curated record